Egretta garzetta (little egret) is the source of this 3637-nucleotide messenger RNA. It is a transcript of the gene JPH2, whose product is annotated as junctophilin 2. Gene Ontology annotation, cellular component: sarcoplasmic reticulum; plasma membrane; endoplasmic reticulum membrane. The record is from RefSeq and is a predicted model, not a curated record. NCBI's taxonomy places the organism in Eukaryota, Metazoa, Chordata, Aves, Pelecaniformes, Ardeidae.
GGUGCCUAUUGCGGGGGCUGGGAAGGGGGCAAAGCCCACGGGCACGGCAUCUGCACCGGCCCCAAGGGCCAGGGCGAGUACUCGGGCUCCUGGAACUACGGCUUUGAAGUGGUGGGCAUAUACACGUGGCCCAGCGGCAACACCUAUGAAGGCUACUGGUCCCAAGGCAAGAGGCACGGCCUAGGAAUCGAGACCAAAGGACGGUGGGUUUACCGGGGCGAGUGGACCCAUGGCUUUAAGGGACGGUACGGCGCAAGGCAGAGCAUGAGCAGCGGAGCCAAGUAUGAAGGUACCUGGAAUAACGGCCUGCAGGAUGGCUACGGCACCGAGACAUACGCUGACGGAGGCACGUACCAGGGCCAGUUCACCAACGGCAUGCGGCACGGCUAUGGGGUGCGGCAGAGCGUGCCCUACGGCAUGGCCCCUGUGGUCCGCCCCCCCCUUUCCCCCAUCCCCCGUGGGGGCUUUGCCCUCAGCCUCUACGCAGAGGCGGAGGCCGGGAAGCCCAAGAAGGGAGGGCUCUUCCGCAGGGGCUCCUUGCUGGGGAAGCUGAAGAAGUCCGAGUCCAAGUCAUCCCUGGCGAGCCAGAAGAGCCGUGUCAGCUUCCUCAAGAGCGAGAGUGGGAUCAGCUCAGCCGCCAGCGAUGCCACCUCCACCGUCAGCCUGGGCGAGGGUGCCGAGGGCGAGGAGUACCCCCCCUUCGAGUCCGACAUUGAUGCCACCACCACGGAGACCUACAUGGGUGAGUGGAAGAGCGACAAGCGUGCCGGCUUCGGUGUCAGCGAGCGCUCCAGCGGGCUGAAGUACGAGGGCGAGUGGCUGGACAACCUGCGGCAUGGCUACGGCUGCACCACGCUGCCCGAUGGCAAGAAGGAGGAGGGCAAGUACCGCCACAACGUCCUCGUCAAGGGCAUGAAGAAGCGCGUGAUACCCCUCAAGAGUGCCAAGAUCCGGCAGAAGGUGGACAGGAGUGUGGAGGGGGCUCAGAGGGCUGCGGCCAUCGCCCGGCAGAAGUCGGAGAUCGCAGCAUCCAGGACGGCUCAUGCCAAAGCCAAGGCUGAAGGGUCUGAGCAGGCAGCUCAGGCAGCUAACAACGAAUCGGGCAUAGCCAGAAUGAUGGCCAGGGAGCUCUCCCCAGACUUCUACCAGCCAGCCAAUGUGGAUCUGGAAAGUUGGGAGGAAAAUAAGCAGCCUGAUUUAGCCCCCUUAGCAAGAGUUUGCAGGGGAGAAAUAGGAAUAGGGAUUGAUAGAUAUUCAAAUAGUUUGAAAUUUAGGCUGGCUGUUAAGUGCCAGAUUUAUGUGCAUCAGGAGGGGGUGAUUCUGGUGGUUUUGAACAGCAGAAUCAAGCUGUAUCUGUCUUCUUACCUGGAAUUGCAGUGUAUAAUACUCUGUUUUGGGUUUUUCCUUCAGGGACCUAACACAAUCGUGAUCUGCAUGGUCAUCUUACUGAACAUUGGUCUGGCCAUCCUAUUUGUACAUUUUUUGACAUGAUGUGCCCCUCGGACAAGGUGUUGCUGCUGAUGGAGACCACAGACCUUGGCGGGGAUUAAAACUCAGCCACCUGGAAACACCGAAGAGGAGGGCUUGAGAUCCCAAGGUUGCACUGCAAACAUGAACCUCAAACAAAAGCACCUGAAGACCAGUUCAGUCUCCCUGGUCCCAGGCUGUGGCUGGCCUCUGCAAUCUACCAAGGAAAAGCCAGGGUUUCUGCAAUUCAGCCUCCUUCUCUUCUUUGUAUAAAAUAGCAGUUGCCUUAAAUUGUUCUCACCAAAGCCAUCAACUGUCCUGUCAUGCCAGGGAUGAGGGAUUUAUCUGUAGUUGUAGGAAAAUGAGUGAGGUGGUCUCCUCCAUGCACACUGAUGUGUUUUGUAACUCCCUUGGUUGACUCAUUGCCAGAGAUUUCCCAAGAAUAUAAUCCAUGGUGUGGAGAUGAAACGAUACACAGCAACCAAAAUGACUCAUGAGAGCCGCACCAUGGCUGGGGGUGGACAACAUUGCCCUCCGUGCUCAGAAGUCAUCCAAAGGGAUGAAAAAAAAGUCUUUCCUUUCCCCAUCACCUGGAGUCGUUUUCUGCGUAUGGAGGACCGAGAGGGGGAGCAAGUUGAAAUUGGGCUUGUUGAAGUGUAACCAGAGUCCUGCCCAUGCCUGCCGACACACCACGGACAGGGGCCGCGGGGUGGGGUGCAAGGGACUGGCUGAUCUGAGGAUGUUCAUGCGUGCAGGGGGUGCUGCGGAUGGAGAUGGUGCCCAUUUCGGGAUCAGGUGCCGUCCAAGUGCUCUCCUGCCACCAGCAAUGCUCUGUGCAGAAGUGUCUUGCAGUGGGUGCCUUCCUGCUGUAACAGGAAAGGAAAUAGAUGUGCUGAAUUUGUCCCUUUACCCCUUUUUUUUUUCUGUGAAAAUGGUGCGAGUUACAAUGAAAAGGAGGUACGUACUGAAAAAUGCCUCCAUACGCCUGCAGGUUCCUCCCCUUCACACGCCAGGCUGCAGGGGGUUCCUGUGCUUUUUCCUUGCAACAGAGUGAACACUUUCCAGCCAGAGGAUACAGGGUGGCUGUCGUGGGAGAGGUUAUGUUAUUCCCGAAAGGAAAAACGUGCAGAGGCUUGAGUGACUCCGGUGUAUUUGGGUGUUAGGCUCAAAAAUACACAGCAGCCAGACUUCCAGCAGUGGUAGUGUACAGAGGGGCAAUUCUAGCUGUUGUUCUUGUGUGCGAGGCUUAGAGGCCUGGGCGAUUUGCACCGAAUAUUCCCAAAGCUGCGACAGAGAAUGACCUUUGGAAGGAGAUGUUUCUACUGUGAUGUGCUGUGACCCUCAGCAGUGCGAGCUUAGAAAGUCGGCACAGAUGAAGUUACAGUUUAGUGUGAGGCUGAGUGCUUGGACAUGUUUCUUCCUUAAGAGCAAUAUGCAUUUUCUAUCCCUUUUUAAGAUAUUCAGAAAUGUUACUUCUAGUCGGUUGUGCACCUCUGUGUAUCCUGAAAUCCCACUGCACAGGACUGGGUGGGAAAACCUGAGGGACUGGAAAGAAUGGGGAAAUGAUAGUUAAGGAAAAAAACAGAUGCCCAGUCUGCUCCAAAGGUCAGUCUGAAAGGAUUUCAGAGAUGGGGUGGCAGACAGGCAGGGAUUUACACUGACUGGAGACCCAGGGCAAAACCUGCCUAAUUCGUCUGCUCUUAAUUAUGGCAUAACAGUGAGAAUAAUUCAGUACUUUUCUUUGUGAACCAAGUUUAUUUUUUAACCUUAUUCAGCUCAGGAAUGUUGCCACAGUAGCAAAUACGUGGUGUUAACUGUGGGAGAAGUGAAUGUGAUCCCUUCCUAAAAGCCAUGUGGCUGUACCAGUCCUGAGAAAGCUGUGCAGCAUCAGCUACACUUCCACAGAGCAUAGUUUAGUAGCAAUUUGCUUCUUUCUUUUUUUUCUUCAGUAUAAAUGUAUUGCAAACCCCAGGCUCUGCUGCCUUUGACGUUUUAUCUCCAUUUGCUGGCAUUCACUUGCCAGCUCUGCAGUUUCAGUAUGCCAACUGCUUUUAUUAACCACCGAGACAAUUUCCGUUGAGAGACCUGAGGGGCUUUUAUUUAUCACUAAGCACAAAAAUGGAUCUUUUUCAACAGGUAAUUUCCCCUGCCGCCCCAAUUUUUUAUGCAU